Messenger RNA from Cryptomeria japonica (Japanese cedar), 1555 nucleotides. RefSeq lists its product as uncharacterized. The coding region runs from base 241 to 1119 and encodes 292 amino acids. Lineage: Eukaryota; Viridiplantae; Streptophyta; Pinopsida; Cupressales; Cupressaceae. The record is from RefSeq and is a predicted model, not a curated record. The transcript is spliced from 6 exons.
UGUGGCUCUCUACCUAGCGUAUACCAAAAUAGUCAACCCCCAAGUUUGAAUAUAACCAAGAGACCAUCAAAAAGCGAUCGCUAGCUUGCAUUAUAAAUAGCAGACCACAUUCCUCUGAAUGAAGCCAAAAAGAGAAUCUCUCGGAGUUCCCUUUAAAAAUGUUCACAGAAGAUGAUCAGUAUGCUAUGAAAUUUCGUGCUGAUAUCAUUAUUCGGAUAGUUGAAUUUACAAACAAUUCAAAUGCGUGUGAUCUGCAUGGAAUUAUAUCCAGCCCCUCCUGGAAUGCAGCUGCCCACUUGGAAAGAGCUGGUAGGUGACACUGGCCGCUAUGGAAGUAACAAGAUGAAGGUUGUCUCCAGAGUUUCAAUCAAUCCAGUUCACCCUCAUGUGCUCUGUCAUCAGAAUACCAAAGACUUAUUAACGCCAGUUAAAACAACAGCUGUGCAUGGGUCUGAAUGCUUGGUUGGAAGGUUGUUGCAAACUACAGUGACAACUCUUCUAAAAUCCCAGCUUGAACGUUGUAGGGAGUUGGAGGUGUUAGUAUCUGGAAAUAAUUACGAACUAUUCCAUGGAAGAGUAAAAAAAUUAAAGAUCUCAGCAAAAGGAGCUAUGUAUAAGGGAAUCUACCUCACAAAUGUACAAUUAACUGCCGAGGACAUCAAACUGAAAUUGAAUAGUUCAAGGCUUCUUAAAGAGCCAUUUCGGGUGAGGGCUUCUGCUCAAAUUAAUGAGCAAGAUUUAUUAUCCAGCCUGUCGAGCCCCUUGGUGGCGAAAUUGGUAGCUGAGAUAUCAUCAGGAAGGCUUCGUAUUGAUCUCUCGGAUAUAAAUUUGAGUUUGAAAAAAGGAGCUUUACAACUACAACCAGAUUCAUUGCCUAAAAUUUUGAGGGUUGCCAGUACAUCUUAUAACAAAACAGAUGAAGAUCAGAGAACAGCUUUAAAAUUACAAGUAGAAGAUGAGGGAAGUCUUUCCAUAUUUUCCAACAAUACAGAGACUGCAAGUGAUAGUGAACCUGCCUAUCUGAAGAAAUUCUGGUUAGGACCUGAUGUCAGCAUCAAGACACUGGAAGUGCAAAGAUCAGGAAUUUUACUUGAUGGCCAUUUCCUUGUACGACCAUGAAACAAUGUACUCGUGGACUUCAUGUUGCAACUUCCUUGUACAACUAUAGACAUGUACUCGUAGACUCCAUAUUUCAGAAGUCUUUUACAGAUCAAAUAUUUUAUAUGUACUUUAUUUUCCUUUUAAGGGCUUUAUCCCCACACAAUUGAUUUUUAAGCUGAAUCCACAUCAGUCACGGAAGUGAUAAAAAAGAUUCUGCACCAAAGUAUUGUUAUUUAAUGUAACCUUGGCCCAUGUAAUCGGGCAAAGAUAUUCGCUCUCAGCUACCAUUACAAAAAUGGUUGAAUGAGAAUUUGGGUUCUGACGGUAAAUCAUUUCAAACCAGAGGUACAUGAUUGGAUGACUUCUAAGUUCGCCGUUGAUUUUUUACAGAUAAGUUUUCGAGGAGGGGUGUUUAAUGUAAUUCUUUAAAUAAAUGUUCCAUGCCUUUGGCCAA